GGAUAGGGAUGCCCAUAGCCCCCCAGCAUCUCCUUCUAUCCAAACGCAUCCUCGGAUUUGGUUUAACGAGCAUCUUCUCAGAGAGCAGUGCAGGUGCAGCACACGAGAUUGAGAAAAAUCAACACCCACGCCGUCCGAAUCGAUGAGCAGCGGCGGCGGCGACGACGAUGCGGGGGCUGGGGACGGCGGGCGGGCCGAGUGGCAGCGCAUCUACGACCGGGUCGAGGCGCUCGCCGCCGGUCGCGCGCGGCUGGAGGCGCGCAACAGGACCCAGCAUGAGUUCUGGGACGCCCGCGACAAGAUCAACCACUCCCGCCUCCACCAGGCGGAGCUGAGCAGAAGCAGGUGGGAGGCGGCCUGCAGGGAGCUGCUCCCUUCCGAUGAUCCCAAGCUCGCCGAACUGCUAGAGAGUGAUUUGGAGGAUUCAAGAACUUGUGAAGCUCUCUUGGACACCGAAAACUUAGAACUGCUGGUACAACUGAAGGAAGAUGGAACUUGUGUAGAGCUUAAUGAAAACACUGCAGAUCAUGAGCACACUUCCGGAGAUUUAAUAUCAGAACUAAGAAAGUUAAAGCGAAUCUAUGAGACCCUUCUAGAGGGUAAGCUAAAUGAAUUGAACUCCUUGGAUAAGGAGAAUGACAACCAGAAGCUCAAAGUUGCGAAAUCUAAGACACUUAAACGCAAGUUUGCCUCCUUAUCAAAUAUACAAUCAAAGGAAGCUGGAAAUUGUGUGGAGACUAUUCAAGAGAAUGCGGAUCAUGGGGCCAUCGCAAGAGAUUUAAGAGCAGAGCUCAGAAAACUGAAGCAAGCUUAUGAGACCCUUAGCUCAAACAAGGAUAAGGAAAUUUCUGCACCACUUGCAGUGGAGGAUUUUCUUUUGAACAAACUGCUGAGAAUUGACAAGGACAACGCAGGGCUCCUUAAGAUAAAGGAAGUGGAGGCAGCACAAGCUAACGAAGCAGCACAAAAGCUUCAGCAGACUGUAGAGGAACUGCAAGUGGCGGUCCGAUAUAAGGAUGAUGAGAUUGGCAGAUUACGAGCAGAAGCGGGGCCCCUUAAGAUAAAGGAAGUGGAGGCAGCACAAGCUAGCAAAGCAGUGCAAAUGCUUCAGCAAAGUGUAGAGGAGCUGCAAGUGGCAGUCGGAAAUAAAGAUGAUGAGAUUGGCAAAUUGGGAGCAGAAGCUGCUAGUGUAGAAAAAAUGGUACUGACUCUUGAGGGUAAGCUACUGGAAAUGCAGUCCUUGGUUAAGGAGAAAAAUGAUGAAAUACAAAAACUGAAAAAUGGGCAACCUGAGAGUCUGAAAUGCAAAUGUGCUUCUUCUAUACCAGUUGUAAGUAUUCCUAUUCCAUUCCAGGAGUUCGUGAGGCAGAUGCCCCUUUUCGACGAGUGGGGGCUGCGCCCGGCCGGCCUUGAAGGGCCCCGCGAGAACCCCGCCCUUGUGGUUCCUUUGCCCGCCGUCCCUGCGGCGCGCCCCCCAGAGGUGGAUGCAGGGGGGCGAGCGCCGCCGAGUGCCGCUGGGGCAGGUGCUGGAGAGAUGAUGCAGCCCGGCGCUUCUGAGACGUCAGCCCCCGAGGCUCGGGUGAGCUGCCCUGAGGGGGUGGCAGGAGAGAUGGCUCAAUCCAAGGCUCCUGAGGUCGCCGCCCCCGAAGCUUGGGUGAGCAGUCCUGAGGUGGAGGCUGGGGAGCUGGCACGGCCUGACGCUCCCGAGGUCGCCACCCCAGGGGCCCCGCCGAACGACCCAGACGCCGACGCUCUCGCCUCUUGCGCCUCGCGCCUUGGCCCGCUCCGCAUAAACUUCGAAGCACUCCGCAAGAUGAAACCGAGUGGUCGUGCCUAUCGGCUGCUGAAGCCGAGGAUGUACAUAGCCAUAGACGAGUAAGUACCUUAUCUUCGCGAUUUCCUGCGUGUUGUGCCCUUUCCUCACAAUGGCUCUUCAGGCCGUGAGGAAUGGGAGCAAGGGAUCCGAAGCCAUGGUUUAGCUUUGUUGGUAUUGGUGUCUGCUUCCCUUCUUCAGUCCAGAGUUUCGGUAACCACAAAUCUUAUGUAUUAUAUCGCCUGGGAGGCUGGGACAUGGUUUCUGCACGUAAGAAGGAACUAAACUUUUGUUGA
Messenger RNA from Triticum aestivum (bread wheat), 2109 nucleotides. RefSeq lists its product as uncharacterized. The record is from RefSeq and is a predicted model, not a curated record. The transcript has 6 exons. NCBI's taxonomy places the organism in Eukaryota, Viridiplantae, Streptophyta, Magnoliopsida, Poales, Poaceae. Bases 143 to 1879 code for a protein of 578 amino acids.